GCUGCAGGCGGAAGUCGAAGGCGCGCGGGGAUUCCCCGAGGGAAGUUCCAGCUCAUUGUAAAAGAUACAAAAUGUUCGGUUGUACGAAAUAGUUCAUUUCCUCUCGUUGAACGCGUAGAUAUACGUGUAGCAGCGUCGCGAUGUCCAGACUGCGCUCAGCUUUAUGAGUCUGGACUGUUUCGGAGUGAAGCCGUCACUGACAGGUGCAGGGCUAAUCUCGCUCCUCUGAGUUAAAGAAGGGGUGUGUAAGUGUUUGUGUGUGCCUGGGACUAGGGCCCGGGACCGCCCUGUUCGGGAUGUUACUGAAGGCCCCGGAAUGGACAGGACCAUCAGUGAGCAGCUCAACAAAGCCUUCGAAGCGUACCGCAACGCGUCCAUCGAGAAAGAGUUGGCCAGAAAGGAGCUUCAGCACAAGACCGAGCAGUAUCAGCGACACACUCAGCAGCUGGAGAGACAGAUAGAGGAGCAGGCCAAGACCAUCUCGCAUCUUAAAACUGAGGUCAACUCCCUGCGUAAACAUGCAGCAGGGGAGGACUGUGGGCCUGCGCACAGAAAACAGGAAGCAGAAACCUUGUCACCAAGCGAUCAUCGCUCUGACCUCUCAUCCAGUUCCCACAGGACUAACCAUUUCCUGAUAAACGAAUCCUCCAGGAUGCUUCCGCAUACAAUAUCUGCUGCCUGCGAGAUGAAAAGUGAGAAUGCACUGGACACUUGGCAGGAACUCCAGGGGACUUUCCAGAGGAUUCAGACUUUAACCAGAAAGCAGAAAGAUCACCUGAAGCGAAUCCACAGAGGGAACGAGACCGCUAAUGAGCAGUUUUCCAUGCCCAUCCAGUGCACUGAAGACACAGCAGAACAGGCCGAGGCUCCUUUUUCCUCACCGCUGAGGUCAGAAGCCGUCGAUUCUUCGACCUCCACAUCCCUCGCGUCACGCGGCGCCGGUCCAGACGGACCCUUUUUUGAUUCCCUAAGAGGCCUGAGUGUGAAGUUUCCCCCGAGCACAGACGAUGAGUACGACUUCCUCAACAGUACGCCGGAUAAACGGGUGGACCUGCCCCUGCACAGGCCGGACCUGGGAGACAGCAUGCACACGAUGAGGGAGGAGUCUUAUCCCUCAUACACCGCACCCUCUUCAUCCGCUCACACAUCUGCAUCUUCUGCAUCACACGAAAAUGUACGAGGACCCCAACAGCUUUUCUCAAGACAUUAACUGAUGGACUGGAGUGCUGUGGAUUACUUGUGAUGUUUUCAUCAGCUGUUUGGACUCUCAUUCUGACGGCACCCAUUCACUGCAGAUGAACUAGUGAUGCAAUGCUACAUUUCUCUAAAUCUGACGAAGAAACAAACUCAUCUACAUCUUGGAUGGCCCGAGAUUGUGUAACGUUUCAUUUUUGUUUGAACUGUUCCAUAAGAAGUGCAACAUUUUAGGCCAUCUUAAAUUGUAAAAAAUGUUAUCUAAGUGAUGUGAGAGACAUCUGCUUAAGAAAAUUGCUGUAACAGCAGUCAUUUUUAAGAUUUUCUCACCCAGUCGAGUUUAAAUUUUGAAACAUUACAUUGAAUUUGGCCAAUGCCACUCAUAAAAGAGAUAGACUUUUUCUUUUUUGGAGCAUUUUAAAAUCCAAACCCUAGUGAGCUGCCUUCAUGUUUACUACCUAGGCAGCAUUCUAACUACAGUGGAGCCUCAGAAGUGACUCGUUUCAAAUGCUAAUCCAUGUGACACAUAAAUAGUGUUCCUUAUGUGAAGUGCACAGGAGACGAUUCUUUACAAUAGAAAUACACAGCACUUCAUUUUUAAUACGAAUGCAUUUCAAUAAGUACCAGAAGGUACUGUUAUAAUUAGGAUUUAUCUUGACUUGGAACCCCUGAAAAGGUUUUUAAUCAAGUUAAUCGAAAUUAAAUGUAAUAUUUUUGGGGUAAAAAAUACAUCUUAAAUCUUAACUCAAGUACGGUUUUGGCCAUGAAAAUAGCCUAAAAAGAAAAUACAAAAAUACCUGGCAUGGCAUUAAAAAAACUAAACCCGUAAUCUAAAAAAUUAAUAAAUAAAAUAAAAUACAUUUUUGUUAGUUGGAAUAUAAUAAAAACUGUAUUAACAUAUUGAAAAAUCUAAAUAAAAAACGACAACAAUAAAUUAUAUAAAUAUUUUUUUAUUAAAUAAAAUCAGAAAAUAUAUUUAAAAAAAAAUCUAAUUGUAAAUAUUAACACAAACUAUAAUAUUAGUCCAGUUAUAUUAAAAUAACACGGAAAACAAAGAGCUUAUCGCAGAUUGUCCGCAAAGGACAAAUGCAACUUUGCCAUAAAAUAUCUUAGGAUAUAUUUUAGAAGGGAUUCAAUACAAACAAUGUUUUUAAUUUUGGUCAUUUGUGAGCAGAAGCCAUAUUUUCAGCUCUGGUGUUUUGAGGCCUCCUUCCCAAAUGGUAACUGGUUUUGAAUGAAAUGGAAAAAGUGGCUAGUAAUGUUCUUUUUAAAAACGAGAGAUCACUGUGCUGUAGUAAGGUGCAAGCUCGUAUUUACAGUAUGUUCAGACAACAUUGCAUUAAUAAUGUCAGUAUUGUACAGUACAGUACUGGACCGGUGAACUUUUCCCCUCAUAAGAGUGUGUGGGGAAAGACCGGAUUCAUGCAACAGGAAGUGGUGUCAGUCUGAAAGUUUACCGUGGAAAAUGUUGGUCGCUGGUUUUUAGGAGAAAUUCCAGUUUUCUGUUCCGUUGUUUUCAGUUUUUGUUCCUUAAAUCAUUAUUCAUCUCUGCAUAGAAGUCUGUAUAAAAUGUCACCAGUAAUUCUGCUUAUCUUUUUUAAAAGGCAAAUGUUUAUGAUGCCUUAAAAUGCUGAAAUGUCUAUAGGUUUUGCCAUUUUUACUAAAAGAAAGCAUAAUGUCUUUGCUAUCCAAGUUGUUAAAGGCUUAUUGAAAAAGCAUUGUGAUGAGCAUUAAAUGCAUUUCAUUUAAAACUAAAAGUGUUGAUAAAAAUGACUUCAAUCUACUUUAA
Molecule: messenger RNA, 2983 nt
Organism: Carassius gibelio (silver crucian carp)
Lineage: Eukaryota; Metazoa; Chordata; Actinopteri; Cypriniformes; Cyprinidae
Product: TRAF family member-associated NF-kappa-B activator
Exons: 8
Coding region: 317-1210 (297 amino acids)
Biological process (GO): canonical NF-kappaB signal transduction
Source: RefSeq, a predicted model, not a curated record